Messenger RNA from Osmia lignaria (orchard mason bee), 1930 nucleotides. RefSeq lists its product as uncharacterized. The record is from RefSeq and is a predicted model, not a curated record. Lineage: Eukaryota; Metazoa; Arthropoda; Insecta; Hymenoptera; Megachilidae.
AAAUGAUGUCUCUCCUUCAAUUGAUGAAAAAUUAUAUCUAAGUAAUAAACAUCUUAUCUGACGCUGAUAAUUUUUCAAUCAGUUCUGAAACUUAGCUACCUGAUAAAGCUAAAAGUGAUUUCCUAUCAGCUUUUGUAAAACUAAAAUAAAAAUAAAAUACAUCAGAGUAUUUUAUUCUAUCGAAAUUUCCAAAUAAUAAAUUCUAAGAAAACUGUGUGCACAGUUGGUCAAUAGACACUAUUUGCUAACAACCUUGAUAACAAUCGUCAUUGAAAUUAAUGACAGACGUGAAACUAUCGAGAAUGGUAUACACUGCUGUUAUUGGAAGUUAUCUGCAAAUAUAUGACGCUCUUUGACAAAACGUGUUUUUACAAGGGAUACAAUGAGAAUUUCAUAGCAAUUGCUCGUCUUUGGAGAAGAAAAGAAAAGGAUUCGAGGCUGAAUUUUAUACUUGAGACACGACCUCGUCCAUACCUUGGAAGUAACAACAUUUUAUGCUCGUUCCUUAACACCUGACUGACUCAAUCGAUAUCGACAAGAUCUCUCGUAUGAUGUUUACAAAUGUACCAGCACAACAGAUAGACCCAAGAAGAUCCCAGUUUAACAAUCGUGUACAAAGUUCAGCGUGUUCGAAGAGAGCGAUUGUGGUCACCGACUCGCUACCACCGUCAGAAUUUCCUGGUAGAUGUUACGAAGGAAACACCGAACAACCGCCAACCUGAAGCUGGAAAGAGAUAGAAAGUUUUCGCGAUACUUGGACAGCUUCCUGUCCCAAAUCCGAAAUCCUAUCAGCAGGAUAACUCAGCGUAACGAGUCUGGAAAGGAUGAAGUGACAGAAGAAGAAACAACCAGUGGUUCGUCGAACAAAGAAACCAUACAGACAGGGAGGACUGAGACACAAAGGAAAUUGAAAACAGACAACAGUGUGACCAUUGGACUGACUAAUUUGGAGAAUCCUGGACCAUCGAGGGUACAACCCAACAGGACACCACGGACGAACGCUAAUGCGAGUAAAGUGAAGAGUACUCGAGAGAAAACAACGCAAAUGUAUCAACACUCGAGCACUCAAAGGUUGCAUGGAAACGAAGACAACGAUGACGAUGCUUCGUUGUUAGAGGAUGCGAUAAGAAGACCAAAAUACAUCCUAGUCGGAUGGGAUAGUUCCCGUUCGAAGCUCAUGUUAUUCUUACUGGUACUCCUGAUCUUAUGGGCAAUUAUCUACUUUCCUUUAAUUGGAAAAUAAAGUUUAUCGAAAUUCCAUAUAAAAAUGCGCUUAAGCUGUGAUCUUAGAUUAAUUACAAUAUCAGUCGUAAGUUUCAAACGUGAAACUACUUAAUUAACGUUAACUGCUUAAUCAAUGUUGUUAAUUUGUUCGCUGUGUGCUUGCGAAUGUUGAAAAACGGUGCAAGAAUGUAAAUAUGUACAUACAGGUUCUGAGAAUAAAGUAAUGUUUAGUUUUUAAAGAAUCAGAAUGACACGAAUGCUCUGAUUUGAGAAUACCGCCAUCGAAUUGUACCACUGGCGCCAUAGAACGGCAAAGUGCUGAACUAUGAUAACAUAAUCGUUACCGGCGGAAAUCCCGCACUUUCUUUUUUUAAGAAUUAUUAUUUCUAACGCAUUACAUAAAUUGUAAUGGCAUUAUUAGAAUUAAUUAAAACCCGUAGAACGUCUCAUUAACUCCAAUAAGAUGUAAAAAUUACUUAUUUUGCAAAAAAGGCAAUUUUCUAUUUCGUCAAUUUUGCCGCGCACCGUCUGAUGGCGCGAGUAGUGCCUUUUUUUUUUAAAAAAAGGCGCAUUGAUAUGAAAUCAAAAAACGUAUAAAAACGAGGCUUGCACAACUAUUUCAGUUUAUAAAUACAGUAUUUCGAUUAAAAAUAUAAACCUUAACAAGAAAAUAGUAGUGCACUUAUGAAAGAGAGAUAGGUAAUGU